AACCUGCCGCCGCUAGCUGCUGAUGUUUACUUUAAAUACAGCCGUCAUUUUUUAUCAAGGACACUGUAAUCGGUAGCAAAAUGAAAUAACUAACUCGUAUAACCAAAGACCGUUUUCUUAUUAGUUUUGUGCACAUAGCACAUUCCGCACACUGGUGCUACGAACGACGAUUAUUGCCUGGUGUUUAGCCGUGGCAUUUGCAUCUUUUUUAACAACUGGGAUUGCAGCCUGGCCUCCUGCCCGUGCUGCGAAAUACAUUUUCCACCAUUGUCCUUUACUUGAAAUCAUGUUUAUUUCACAACGAUGGAUGUGAGGGGGACCCUGUAAACUAAAUGACUGUCAGAAAUAUCGCCUCCAUUUGUAAUAUGGGCACCAAUGCCUCUGCCCUGGAAAAAGACAUUGGUCCAGAGCAGUUUCCCAUCAAUGAACACUACUUUGGAUUAGUCAAUUUUGGGAACACGUGUUACUGCAACUCUGUGCUGCAGGCGCUGUACUUCUGCCGUCCGUUCCGGGAGAAUGUGCUGGCGUACAAGGCGCAGGCCAAGAAGCGGGAGAACCUGCUGACGUGCCUGGCUGACCUCUUCCACAGCAUCGCCACGCAGAAGAAGAAGGUGGGCGUCAUCCCGCCCAAGAAGUUCAUCUCCAGGCUGAGGAAGGAGAACGACCUGUUUGACAACUAUAUGCAGCAGGAUGCACACGAGUUCCUGAACUACCUGCUGAACACGGUGGCGGACAUCUUGCAGGAGGAGAAGAAGCAGGAGAAGCAAAAUGGCCGCCUGAAGAACAAUGGAACGCCGGCCAACGCACCCUCGGACAACGCGCCCAGCAACGACCACGAGCACAAGGUGGCCGAGGCCACCUGGGUGCACGACAUCUUCCAAGGCACACUCACCAACGAGACGCGCUGCCUCAACUGCGAAACGGUCAGCAGUAAGGAUGAGGACUUCCUAGACCUGUCUGUGGACGUGGAGCAGAACACUUCAAUAACGCACUGUCUCAGGGACUUCAGUAAUACAGAGACCCUCUGCAGUGAAUAUAAAUACUACUGUGAAACAUGCUGCAGCAAACAGGAGGCCCAGAAAAGGAUGCGUGUUAAGAAGCUGCCCAUGAUCCUGGCGCUCCACCUGAAGCGCUUCAAGUACAUGGAGCAGCUGCACCGCUACACCAAGCUGUCGUACCGCGUGGUCUUCCCCCUGGAGCUGCGCCUCUUCAACACCUCCGCAGACGCCGUCAACCUCGACCGCAUGUACGACCUGGUGGCCGUGGUGGUGCACUGCGGCAGUGGGCCGAACAGAGGACACUACAUCACCAUAGUGAAGAGUCAUGGCUUCUGGCUACUGUUUGAUGACGACAUAGUGGAGAAAAUAGAUGCACAGGCUAUCGAGGAGUUCUACGGCCUGACCUCCGACAUUUCAAAGAAUUCCGAGUCGGGAUAUAUUCUCUUUUAUCAGUCGCGGGAAUAGCAACGACGACAAAGUGGAAGAGGAAGAAAAUAAAGCAAGAUGACGAAGAACAGAUGAAGAGAGAGACAUAGAACAAGGGAACACAAAGGAAGAGAGGAGAAAGGAACAACAAAUGUUGACUUGGAUAUUGACCACAAACCCCUUAUCCCUGAACGCCCCUUUUCCCAACUCCCUUUCCUUUCCUGUCCUUUCUCCUCCUCCCUUUCUUUCUCCUUCUAUUCCUCCUCUCCUCUCUUCUCCUCAGUGCCUCUGUCCCAAAACUGUGUGCCAGUUCCCCAGUCACUUCCUCCCUCUACAUCUGCCAACACUACACUUCCCACAAUUCCUGUUGUCUCCAUCUUUCCCUCAUUUCAAAUGAUGGGAGUUGUUUUUUUGUGCUUUAUAUAUUUCCCCUUUCUGUUGUUUUCUUUUUUCUUCCACUUCUUCUUUUAUUAUUCCAUAAAUCACCUGCAUUUAAGUGGCACUUUAGAACAAAAAAGAUGUGUGGGCGGAAAGGUUAAGACGUAAUGUUUCAAACUGCAAUGAACAACAACGACAACAAGCGAGACUCCUGCUGAUCCACUCGUCAUGAAUCACACUAUAUACGUUAGUCUGCCACUCCACUCCACUCCACUGUUCUCAACUCCACUGCUCCCUGUUGCCCCUACAUCUCUGCAUCACCGCCACCGGGGGAGGACUCGAACACUUCCUGUUACCCCCCUCACCCCCCACAGGAGUGACAACUUGAGACCGAUUCAAGUUUCUGUACUUGCGUACCAUACGUGCA
Engraulis encrasicolus (European anchovy) is the source of this 2229-nucleotide messenger RNA. RefSeq names its product ubiquitin specific peptidase 46 (gene usp46). The record is from RefSeq and is a predicted model, not a curated record. Gene Ontology annotation, biological process: protein deubiquitination. Gene Ontology annotation, molecular function: cysteine-type deubiquitinase activity. Gene Ontology annotation, cellular component: nucleus; cytosol. The transcript has 9 exons. Bases 333 to 1463 code for a protein of 376 amino acids. Lineage: Eukaryota; Metazoa; Chordata; Actinopteri; Clupeiformes; Engraulidae.